UUUUCCCACACAAGGGGCCAAGAGCUUCCCGGACACCCAGAAAGCUGCUGUCCGGGAGCGAGUUGGGGGUGACCCGCGGCCCAGCCUCGCUCGCCCGUGCUCCCUUCUGCAGCUAAGAUACCGGUGCGCUCCGGUGCUGUACGGCCGGCUCGCCCGCAGGCCAGCUGGACAGGGGAGGUGAGGGGGAGGGAGGAGAGGAGCGAGGCUGCUGGGCUAGCGGAGCUCUGGGGGAGCGGCGGACAAUUGGGCUGGGAGGGAGCCCAGAAGAGCAGGCUCAUCCAGGCGCCGGGACUGCGCCGCCCGCGGCCAGCGGACCUGAGCAGCAGGGCCGUCCUCUGCAAGCUGGGGGCGGGCAGGGGAGGAGCCCCGAAGCCGUGGGGGCCGGACUCCCUGCCGGAGCCCCAGACUCUGCCCGGGACUUUCAACCCUCUGGGAGGCGUCCGGUCCCCCCUCUCCCCCGCUGCUGCAGCCUCUAAGAGGACAGAAUCUGGCUCUUUUCUCUGGGAUCAGGACCUGACUGCGGCCAACUUGCCUGGAUCCCUGGGGUCGCUGCCCCCUCCUCCGGGGAGGCCACUGUGGUCUCUCCGCGUAGACUAAGAAGCUGGAAAUUGAUCUCCUGGGAGCUAGGCUCUCAGGCGAGGGCGCGACGGGACCCGGAGUUUCCCUGGAAUUCCCUGCCCUGCCUAGAGGUGCUCUGGCUUUCCAGGUCUGCACCCAGGAAUCGGGUUGCCUGAGAGGGACUUCCCCAGCCUCUGGUAGCUUCAAACCAGGUUCCCGCUUCAUUUCCACUCCUGACUCAGGAUGGCUGCCAUAAAGGCCUUACAGCAGUGGUGCCGGCAGCAGUGUGAAGGCUACCCCGGGGUCAGCAUCGUCAACAUGACCACCUCCUUCAGGGACGGCUUGGCCUUCUGUGCCAUCCUGCACCGGCACAGACCAGACCUCAUAAACUUCAACAGCCUCCGAAAAGAAAAUAUUUAUGAAAAUAACAAGUUGGCAUUCCAGGUGGCUGAGGAACAACUGGGAAUACCAGCCCUGUUGGAAGCAGAGGAUAUGGUGGCCCUCAAAGUCCCAGAUAGGUUGAGCAUCCUGACUUAUGUCUCCCAGUAUUACAAUUAUUUCCACGGCCGGUCACCCAUCGGCGGCAUGGCUGGAGUGAAGAGGGCUCCUUCGGAAUCGAGCGAGGAACCCAAAGGGAAGAAAGCUGUUUCACAAGCUGACAAGCCUGCUUCCCUGGACCCUAUGCAGCCGCUGGCUCCAGUCCGGACAAACCCCAUCGUCCAAGAGAAGAAUACGGUCACGGAAUUUCCACCAGCAAAACCUGGCCGGGUCCCCACGGGUGGCGACAGCCCCCGGGGCUCCAGGAGCAGCAUCUGUGCUAUAUGCAAGAAACACGUGCACUUGGUACAGAGGUACCUGGUGGAUGGGAAACUCUACCACAGGAAUUGUUUCAGAUGCAAGCAGUGUUCCAACACACUCCACUCAGGUGCCUACAAGUCCACAGGGGAGCCUGGUAUCUUCGUCUGCAUGAACCACCACACCAAAGCGUCCAUCCCACACUCUAAGUCUCCUCAUCCAGAUCGGAAGCAGCCUGCAGCCGGGUAUGCAAGUCGGACCAACCCAGUUCCAAUGGACACCGCAUCCCCUGGUGUAUUGCGGAGGGCCCAGGAGCCAGACAAACUAAGAGAAGUUGGGCAGAACACCAGCCAGCCCAGCAGAGAGCCUGUUCGUAAUUCCCCUGCCAAGGGCCUUGCCCAGUCAUCUGGAUGGAACUCAUCCUCUGUGGGCAGUAGUGCCAUGAACUCCCUCAGCCCCAGCAGCCCAGCCCUCCAGAAGUCCCCUUCCAGCACAAGCUCUUCUCCAAACCCUUUUCUCACCCGCUUUACCCAGAAUUCUCCAGUGGGAGGCAAGCCCAGUGUGACCAAUAACUCCCCGGUGGGGUGGUCACCUGCUCCAAGAAAAUCAGAGCCACUUACCACCCCCAGCAAAUUAGAUUUGCACACGACUUCUCCUCAGGGCAAAUUCAGUGCUGGUGCCACCACUCAGAGUCCACCUAGUGCCGGCGCGUCUCCUCGGGGCAAAUCGGACUCUCAAGCAACAGCUCAGAGCAUCACCUCUCAGAUGAAAUCAGACUUUCGGGCCCUUCCUCAGAGUCAAGCAAACUCACACAUAGCUACUUCUGAGCACAGAUUGGACUUGGGUUCAAGUUCAAGCCCCAACAGCUGGACUUCAUGUGCAUCGAAGACACAGCAAGCCCGGGAAAAGUUCUUCCAGCCUUCUUGUACCUCAGCGGACAAGCCUCCAGCUUCCAAGGAAUAUGGUCUGACCUUUACUUCCCCCCAGGCAGCUGGGAAAGCCCCCUCUGGGGCCACAGUCGCUCCUGGUCAGGCCGUACAGGAAAGGACAAAGGACAAAGCUCGCAGUUUCCUCAUCCAGAAUCUUAAAGCAGGUUUGGCCUCAAAUGGUCCGGGGAGCACUGCUGCUCAGGGACCAACCAGGUCAUCUCCUACCCCAUCCCAUGCUCCGACGCCAGACUCUAAGCCUGAUGGGCUGAGAGGGGUUUCCAAAGCAAAGGUGGAGCCAGCAUCUCCCCGGCCUGGCACCAUGAUGGAACUCUCUUCCAAGAGCAAGCCUUCCACCCCAGCGUCUCCCCAAAGAGUGAAGAAGAGCCCUACUUUCUCUCGUCCCAGCCAGGAGCUCCUAAACCCCAGGCAGAAGCCAGACACCUCAGGGGUAAAUGGUCAGGGUCCCCGCUCUACUGAAAACCAAAUUGAGGAUCCUGCCGCUUGGCGGUCCAAACUAAAGCCUGUGGAGAAGAUCUCGUCAGUGGACAAGGUUUCAGAGCAAAAGGAAAAAGUCACGCCAACUCCCAUAGAUACCAAGGGAUUGGCCCUUUCCAAGAAGCCUUUGGAAAAUUCCUCCACAAGUAUUGAGAUCACGCUGAGCUCACCUCUAAAGGACAAGGCCUCCACCUCUGCCUCUGCCCUUCCCAGUAAGAGCCAGGCCUCUGUCCCUGCCCCCCAAGGCCGGAAGAAACUCUCCAUACCCCCCAACCUGGAUGUUUCUGACAGCUGGAUGAAGCUCGAGCACAAGAGGGAUGAUGCCACACCCCCAGAGAAGCCUAGUCGGCUCAGCAAGAUAGAAAAACCCUAUAUUCCAACUAGUUUCCCCAUUUCAUCCAACAAGGAGGUGAAAUCUCCAGUCAAGCUCCACCCUGACUAUAUCCCAGAGGAAGAGAUUCAAAAGAAGAUUCAGGACAUCGAGAAGGAGCUGGAUUCUUUAGAACUGAAAGGCAUAGACCUAGAGAAAAAGCUUCGGGAAGCCGAAGGGGAUGAAUCUGAAGAUGCCCUCAUGGUAGAAUGGUUCAAACUCAUCCAUGAGAAACAGCUGUUGUUGAGGCAGGAGUCAGAGCUGAUGUACAAGGCCAAGGAGCAGCGCCUGGAAGAGAUGCAGCUUGAUAUUGCUGAUGAACUUCGACGUUUGAUGGAAAAACCAGAGGCUUUGAAGACUCCGAGGGAGAAGAAGAGGGAACAGGAUCUUCUCGAACAGUAUGUGAACACGGUGAAUGAUCGCAGCGACAUCGUGGACAGUCUGGAUGAGGAUCGGCUCAGGGAGCAGGAGGAGGACCAGGUGAUCCAGGACAUGAUCCAGAAACUAGAUCUCCAGAAGGAGGGAGCAGAGAAGAAGAAACCCAAGACUGGCCGCUUAUCCAAGAUUUGGAGGCAGAAGAAUAAAGGCAAAACCUCAGAGUGAUGGCUCCCUCUCUCCAAGGACCCAGCCAGAGACGGGGUGAUAAUGUGUCUCCAUCCAUCGUGGCAGCCUCCCCCACUACCUAGGACGGAAAGGACCAGAGGGAAUAUGGAAUCCAGGACUUGUUGAAGGGUGACGAGCUUGUCGCAUCCCACAGUGGGAAGGAAGGACCCGAGUGAUGGCCAGCUCAAAACAUCUUCUCCUUAGGAGAGGGCCCUCUGUGGCCUGCUUAUUGUGGGGAAUAAGCCUGCUGGGCUUCAAAUAGAAGCAGAGACUUCAGGGCCAGGGAAGGGCAAACCCUCUUGCCUUCAAGGGAGAUCUUUAAUGGCCUCAUAAUAAUAAAAAAUAAAAGCAUCCAAAUCUA
Messenger RNA from Monodelphis domestica (gray short-tailed opossum), 4111 nucleotides. RefSeq names its product MICAL like 2 (gene MICALL2). NCBI's taxonomy places the organism in Eukaryota, Metazoa, Chordata, Mammalia, Didelphimorphia, Didelphidae. The record is from RefSeq and is a predicted model, not a curated record. Gene Ontology annotation, molecular function: protein binding.